Plutella xylostella (diamondback moth) is the source of this 388-nucleotide messenger RNA. It is a transcript of the gene RpL36, whose product is annotated as ribosomal protein L36. Lineage: Eukaryota; Metazoa; Arthropoda; Insecta; Lepidoptera; Plutellidae. Gene Ontology annotation, molecular function: structural constituent of ribosome. Gene Ontology annotation, biological process: translation. Gene Ontology annotation, cellular component: ribosome. The record is from RefSeq and is marked provisional.
CAUGGCUCCGCGGUUUGAAAUCGCAGUUGGUCUGCGUAAAGGCCACAAAACUACCAAGAUCUCAGCUGGUAGGAAAGGCAUUACAGACAAAGCCAUCAAAAUCCGCCCCGCCAGGCUAAAGGGUCUGCAAACCAAGCACUCCAAGUUUGUCCGUGACCUGGUCCGCGAGGUCGUCGGUCACGCUCAGUAUGAGAAGAGGGCUAUGGAAUUGUUGAAGGUGUCGAAGGACAAGCGCGCCCUCAAGUUCCUGAAGCGUCGCCUGGGCACCCACAUCCGCGCCAAGAGGAAGCGUGAGGAGCUCAGCAACGUUCUCACACAGAUGAGGAAGGCCGCCGCCCAGGCUCACCACCACCACUAAGUGACAAAAUAAAUCUAGGCUUAAAGUAAA